Messenger RNA from Aspergillus versicolor CBS 583.65, 1215 nucleotides. RefSeq lists its product as uncharacterized. The transcript has a single exon. NCBI's taxonomy places the organism in Eukaryota, Fungi, Ascomycota, Eurotiomycetes, Eurotiales, Aspergillaceae. The coding region runs from base 1 to 1215 and encodes 404 amino acids. The record is from RefSeq and is a predicted model, not a curated record.
AUGAGCACCAACGAUGAAAUAGGCUUUGUGAACGAGUUUAUACUCUCCUAUCGUUCCCGCGAGCAUCCUUCAAGAAACCGUUGCCUCGAGGUGGCUGCUACAUGUGGCAACGCUCUCAAGAAAGCACAGAUCCUACACAAGAUAAACUGCUUUAACAUCCCAACCACCAAAUUGGAAGGUCAGUUGAAAGUGCGCGAGAUGGUACGGGGCAUUCGGUACGAGCAGACGGGCGGAAUCGAAGCAGAAGUGCUCGACUUGGCCAGCGUGUCGGUUCAUGUGCAUCGGCCCCAAGAUAGAAAGCGUGUCCAUGGGAUUAUUCAGGAAGAGUUCACAGUAUGGCCUGUCGAGUACAUAGAAGGAGGAGUCGAAACAGAGGACGACAAGUGCACGGAGUUCUACUGGAUUUCGCAGAAAGGAGACGAGCGGUUCUGGCCUUGCAAGAUCGUGGAGCUCCAAAUAGUGACGGAUACGGGAAAUAGGAAGUUUUCAACGCAGCAUGAACUUGGGAUGUUCUUGUGUGAGUGGGCUGCCGUCCUGGACAGAGAGGAAGAUUGCGGCGAGGUGAAGCCACUCUGGGAGGCGUUGACGCUCAUUGAUCGGUGCAAGCCGAGCUUUCUACACGAUACGUUCCAGUCAGGCAGUAUCUCGAGGAUGGGUGACAGUGACUUCUCACAGCAGGCUCGUGCCUUCUGGCCCCUUGAGCUCAGCCUGGCCAUGUAUGUAACCAACUCUAUCAUCCGGUCGAGGCGCGGCAAAGAGGCGAUCCGCCAAACAAUCGAUUCGAUGGAGAGGGACUCUGAGCCUAGACGACAAAGGCGCAAGAUGGAGAUUGUGAGAGAUUCAAUUAUCUGGAUGGCAUAUCUUCAUUCAUGGGGCGAGGGGGCAGUCGAUGUGCUCUACCACGGCCUCAACCCAGUGCGUCAGAGCCAUUACCAGCAGCGGAUCGCAUGGCUGAACGAACGGCGGACACAACGCUUUCAUGUGUUGGAGACAGACACUCUGCUGCCAGAACCGGAGGCUGAGAGUCUCAAGAGAUUGUGGCUUUUGUUUGAACAGCAUUCGCAGCUGCCUGUGCAGUAUGUUUUUAGCCUUGCGAUAUUGGGAAUCAAGGGCCACACGAAGCCUAGUUGGACCCAUCUCAACAGUGCUGUCACUGAACUUGUGAAAGCCCGUGUCGACCGUGGAAGACGAUGGGAGGGCGAGGGGGCGGUAUAG